ACCAGAAAGCCCAUAACUCGACAUGUUUGUCAUGCAUCAAGUCACCUCGUUACUCCUGCUCUGGUUCAGUAAUGUGCACUGUAUUAUCUCGGCUGUCCUCAAAUGGAUUUCUGCACGUGUGGGGGGGAAUCGGAUCCCAGGGACCAGACUCCAGCUCUCCAAAACCGAAGAGCCGUGCAAAAAUGAAGUGACAACUCCAAGAAGCGUGAAUUACCAUUUUACUCGCCAGUGCAACUACAAGUGCGGGUUUUGCUUUCACACUGCUAAGACGUCUUUCGUUCUUCCACUUGAGGAGGCUAAGAGAGGUUUGCAACUCCUGAAAAAAGCAGGUAUGGAAAAAAUAAACUUCUCGGGCGGAGAACCUUUCUUGCAUGAAAGGGGUUUUUUUCUGGGAGAGCUGGUUCGAUACUGCAAGCAAGAGCUCAAUCUACCGAGCGUCAGCAUCGUCAGUAACGGAAGCAUGAUCAAGGAAAAGUGGUUCCAGAAAUAUGGGGAGUAUUUGGAUAUUCUAGCAAUAUCUUGUGACAGCUUUGAUGAGGACACCAACAGAGCCAUUGGUCGAGGUCAGGGCAAGAAAAGCCACUUGGACAACCUGCAUAAAGUGUGCAACUGGUGCAAAGAGUACAAGGUGGCCUUCAAAAUUAACUCUGUUAUCAACACAUUCAACGUUCAUGAAGAUAUGACAGAACACAUCACUUCCCUUAAGCCGGUGCGCUGGAAGGUGUUCCAGUGCCUUCUGAUUAAGGGUGAGAACACAGGAGAGAAUAGCCUUCGCGAGGCCGAGAAAUUUGUUAUCACCGAUCAGGAGUUCCAAAAUUUCCUGGACUGCCACAAGAGCAUUGACUGCCUGGUCCCGGAAUCUAAUCAGAAGAUGAGAGACUCCUACCUGAUUCUGGAUGAAUAUAUGCGAUUUUUGGAUUGUCGUGCAGGGAGUAAAGAUCCAUCUAAGUCCAUUCUGGAUGUUGGGGUAGAGGCUGCCAUCCAGUUUAGUGGGUUUGAUGAGAGGAUGUUUCUCAAAAGAGGAGGGAAAUAUGUAUGGAGCAGACAUGAAGCUAGACUGGUGAUCAUUUUGUUACCGCAUUAUGUACAGUGCAUAUCUUAUAAUAUAUUUACUAUUUGUUAUUUUAAUUUGAUUUGCACCCAUUUUGAGUUGUUAGUAUUGUUGUUAUUGUUAUUAUUGUUGUUUCUGUUGUUGUUGUUAAUAGUUAUUAAUAUGUUUUUAAUAAUAGUUGUACUGAUCAAAUAGUUUUGAUCACAUAGUCUUGAUGAAAUAGUAUUGAUCAUUUUUUGCAUUUCCUGCGAUGCCUUGUUCAUGUACCCUUUCUAAAUGAUGCACAUUUAUGUACAUUUUUAAAAAUGUUUUGAUGAUGAUGCUUUUAUUAGUAAACAAUUGCUAAAAAGGCA
Messenger RNA from Electrophorus electricus (electric eel), 1404 nucleotides. RefSeq names its product radical S-adenosyl methionine domain containing 2 (gene rsad2). Gene Ontology annotation, molecular function: catalytic activity; 4 iron, 4 sulfur cluster binding. Gene Ontology annotation, cellular component: endoplasmic reticulum; mitochondrion. The record is from RefSeq and is a predicted model, not a curated record. NCBI's taxonomy places the organism in Eukaryota, Metazoa, Chordata, Actinopteri, Gymnotiformes, Gymnotidae. Gene Ontology annotation, biological process: defense response to virus; positive regulation of immune response.